Molecule: messenger RNA, 2629 nt
Organism: Haliotis rufescens (red abalone)
Lineage: Eukaryota; Metazoa; Mollusca; Gastropoda; Lepetellida; Haliotidae
Exons: 4
Coding region: 2-2629 (875 amino acids)
Biological process (GO): immune response; toll-like receptor signaling pathway
Cellular component (GO): membrane
Molecular function (GO): transmembrane signaling receptor activity
Source: RefSeq, a predicted model, not a curated record
AAUGGGUUCCAAUUUACCAGCUGCUCGGCAGGAAUACAUGGAGGCCCUGGUUGCAAGUUUGGUGGAAGGAGAGGUGUUGUCUGACUGCACCAGUGAUCAUCUGAAACAGCUGGGGGUGGACUUGAUGAAAGGAUUGGAGCAGAAGUACCGUCAUGUUGGGGAAGCCAUGCUUCAGACGAGGGGUUGCCUCGACAACCUACAAACAUUGUAUCUGGAGGCAGAGGACGAAGCCCUCGCACAGUUCCAUGCGCGCAUUCAGUCGGUCACAACUUCCGGUCACGCUGUGGAUGCCCAUGUUCACCGCAGAGCUAUUCAGUCUUGCUACACUGACCUUGUUAGAAAUAUUGACAUCAAGAACACCACUUUGUCAGAUGAGUUUGUCGCUCAAGGAAUCAUAGAUGCCGCGGACGCCGACUCACUGACAGGGAUAAAGUCAACAAAAGCUGCGAACGAAGCCUUCCUGAAACGAGUUUGCAUUAUGUUUGCAUUUGAACAAUUUAUGGAUACAUUUCUCCCAACUCUGACCCCAUAUGUGCCAGAAAGUAUUGAAAAGAAAUUAAGAGAUCUGACCGAUCCAGAAGUCUCCCGAUCAGUUGUCGACAGAUGCCCGGUAUGUCAGGUGAAAGCCUACGUCAACCCAAGAGACAUAGUUGACAAAUUGCUGGAGAUGACAGCCAUUUUACCCAACCUUCACACAGACCUAAAGAACCCGACUCUCAGUUCGGAGUCCAGAUGGGAACGCAUCAUUGAUGUUGUGAAACAACCAGGACAGAUCGUAGAGGCCUUGCGGAAUGUUCUGCCGUGUCCUGUCUUCCAGGAAUUCGACCUCGAAAGAGUCGACGCAUUCGUCUGCAGAUGUCCAACCUCAGAAGAAGAGAGUGGUAUGGCUGUUGAGAUGGAGGAUGCUGAACAGACAGUUCCAAAAAGUCAGCUUGGUGAAAGAAACAGUGGGACAGACAAUGAAGACUGCCAUGCCCACAGGAUCGGUGUUCAACGGGUGCAUCGCCUAUUGGUUACUUCCUUGCAAGACAAAGGGCCUGAAUUAUUUAAGAAGUUAGUUGAAAUAAAUGCCCUCAAGGAUUGCGACGUUGCGUCACUGGCAGCGAUGUCGAAUGGAAAGAUGCAAGCUGAGGCUACACUAAGAAUUGUCCAGAACACGCUUUCGUUUGGACAGUUUGUGGAGAAGUUCUUGCCCGUUAUAUCUACAUCCUGUCCCGAGUCAGUAUAUGGAGAUCUGCUCACAUCCGUUUGGGUAAGCAGGGCCAAUCUUCAACCUAUCACAUGUAACGUGUGCCAGACCAGAGAUAGAAUUGACCCCAAACGACUUGCAGAUAUCUUCUUAGAAACUGAAAGUAUCACCGUGAACGUGCACAGUGACUUGAAAACAAGUGGACUCAGUAAAGAACAUAAAUGGGACAUCAUCUGCAAGAAGGUUCCGGAUGACGUCAUCCUUGCAGCUCUGAAGGAACAGUAUCCUGGUUUCUUCAAAGACGCUCACCUAGCAGAUGUCACCAUGUUUGACUGUCACUGCGACAAUGGCACCCUAACCGACACCCUCACGGACAUCGCCUGCAUGGAUGACGUGGAAAGUGUUGGCGGUGCCUCUUUAACCGAGUCCCCAGAGGAGAUGGAUGUUGACAUGAAGAUGGUGGCACAGGCGACACGUUUGAGGUCUGACCAACAUGACACAAGAAUACAAGAGAUAUUUCAGUUGCACUGCAAUAAGUCCUCCGAGAAAACGGAAACUGAUGGAACACACGUGCCCGCUUCACGUGGACAGGAUGACAAGCACAACAAAAGAACAUCUUCGGACGCUUCACGUGGACAGGAUGACAAGCACAACAAAAGAACAUCUUCGGACGCUUCACGUGGACAGGAUGACAAGCACAACAAAAGGACAUCUUCGGACGCUUCACGUGGACAGGAUGACAAGCACAACAAAAGAACAUCUUCGGACGCUUCACGUGGACAGGAUGACAAUCGCAACAAAAGGACAUCUUCGGACAAAAGGACUACGUUUUACUCGCGAACGAAUAGGUCAACAAGCACCGACAGAAAGGCUGUCGUCACAUCUAUUGAUGACCUGGAACUCUAUGUCUACUACGAUCGGAAUGGAUUCUUCACACGUUUCUACAAAUAUCUGAAGGAUAAAUGGGCUCGACUUGCAGGGGCAGGACGUGAACAGCCGAGACUCUUUGACUUCGAUGCAUAUAUAUUGUAUAGUGAGGAAAGAUUUGACUUAGUGAGGAAGCUUCUCGGUCGUGAUGAACUUUCAGAAUUCCGGUUCUGCGUAAAAGAUCGGGAUUUCCAAGUUGGAUGUCUUAUUGUAAAUAACAUUUUUGAAAGUAUUGAAAAGAGUCGUACUGUUAUUGUGAUAAGAGAUAAAUGUCUUGGCACAAGUGAAUGGGAAGGAUUUGAAGCAAGUGUAGUAUGUCGAGCUAAUGCUCGGUUCAAGACAAGGGUUCUAAACAUUGUUUAUGACAACGCAACAAAUCCCAACAUACUUCAACAACUCUUCAAGAUAGGGCUCACCCUCUCAUUCCCACAGUCGGAAGAUAAACAGGAGUCAUUUUGGAAACGUGUUGCUAAUUUCUUACACGAUGACAGUCUUCGUUCUCCAUAUUUUUAA